UGCCAAACAUAAAACCGAGGCCUGCCUUUUCAUCAUCUUCCCCCUAUUCACACUACGACUUUUUGCUUCCUCCUCCCAAUUCAUCCAAAAAAAAAAAAAAAAACACAGAGCAUACUCUCACACACACACACUUAUGGCCUUUUGAACACAUCUCCCUAUAAUUACUUUCUGUCCCCCAAUUCACUACCUCAAUUUUCAAUUCCAAUACCCCUUGUCUCUGUGUCGGUCUUCAAUCACUGUAUCUUUGAUCCCCAAAUUUCACGUGAAUUUACCGUAAUGUCCAACUCUGGAGGCUUCGCGGUGAGUCGGACCCACGGCACCGACAGGUUUUACAACCCGCCGCCAGUUCGGAGGCAUCAGCAGCUGCUAUUGCAACAGCAACAGUUGCAGAAACAGCUUCAGAGGCCGGAUACCCGAGUCGACCCGGCCGAGGUGGAGACUCGGACCGACUCGGAUGAGUCGACAUUGUCUAGACCCAACUCUGUUUGCUCGUCUUCUCCCCCGAGAAAUGUUAGUUUGACUAAUUUGGAUCGGUUAAUGGAAUCGGUCACUCCCUUUGUUCCAGCUCAGCUCUUUUCCGAGGCAAGAAUAAGGGGAAGAAGAACUCGUGAAGCUGAUGUGCACCCAUAUUUUUGUCUUGGGGAUCUAUGGGAGUCUUUCAGAGAGUGGAGUGUGUACGGCGUGGGAGUCCCAUUGUUAUUGAAUGGAAAUGAUUCUGUCAGACAGUAUUAUGUACCUUUGUUAUCGGGUAUGCAGUUGUACAUAGACCCACAUAGGUUGAGGAGACCUGGUGAUGAUAGUGAUGCAGAGUCGUCAAGGGAGACAAGUAGUGCUGGCAGCAGUGACUGUGAAGCAGAAAGAAGAGUGAAAGGUGUUGAUGGGGUCUGGGUUCAGCACAACCUCAUGAAUUUAAAUUCACAGAGAUUGAGCAGAAUUACGUUGAGAGAUAAACAUCCUACGAGUUCAUCUAGUGAUGAAACUGAGGUUCACAACCCACCUGGGCUGCUCAUUUUUGAAUAUUUUGAACAAGAACAACCACAUCAUCGUCAACCUUUAUACGAUAAGAUUUCAAAUCUUGCAUCUCAGUUUCCAGAGCUCAGGAUGUAUAGAAGCUGUGACUUACUACCUGCUAGUUGGGUCUCUGUGGCUUGGUAUCCAAUAUACAGAAUACCUGUGGGCCCAACACUACAAAGUCUGGAUGCAUCAUUUCUAACAUUUCAUUCUUUGUCAACACAUUCUAGAAGCAAAAUUCAGCCACAGUUACAUGCUCCUAAUGGCAGGAAGGUAUAUGGUGUUGAUACAUAUACAAAAGUUUCUGUGCCUGUGUUUGGCCUUGCCUCCUAUAAGUUGAGAGGUUCGAUAUUGACUCCCAGUGAAGCUCAUGAAUGGCAGCAAGCAAAUUCGCUGUUGCAGGCUGCUGACAACUGGCUGCGGCGUUUGCAGGUUAAUCUCCCUGAUUUCCAGUUUUUUGUUUCCCACAGUUCUCUGGGGAGAUAAUAGUUGCAGGUGUGUCCAAAAGGUUCUUCCAUAUAGGCAGGAAGUUUACAGGGGAUGAGUUUUGGAAUGAAAUGUUUUGAAAAGAUAAAGUGCCUUUGCUUUACAAACUAUCCUCUCCUUCCAUCCAGCUUGGUUUUUCUGCCUUGUCGUCCAUAUAAUUUUGUAAGUUUCUCUACAAAAGAAGCAGCAAUGGCCACAUGAUUUGGAGAGGAAAACAAGUGCUUCCUAUCUGUUUUCAGGCUUAGUGAGCAAAAAUGGAUGCCGGUGAUGGAACCAGCACCCGGUGGCAGGGUAUGAAGAGCAGGCAGGCGUACAGUUUGUUUUAUUUGCAGUCCAUGCAUGAGUAAACUGCAACUGCAACUGGCAACGUGCUUUCUGCUUGGCCUCUCGCUUGCUUUAUUGUGUAUGCGGCGGAUAAGUUUUAUACCAUCUCAAGGGUUUGGUAAAUUGUUGUCCAUCCUAUGUUGUCAGUGCAGCUUUAUUUUUACAAACAUUUGAUAACUUUGUCAAAAAUAUUGGAAAAAAUUCUGGCAGUGGCUUAACCAAAUAUACGCAUACGUGUUUUUUGCAA
This is a messenger RNA of Ziziphus jujuba (common jujube), 2068 nucleotides long. RefSeq lists its product as uncharacterized. NCBI's taxonomy places the organism in Eukaryota, Viridiplantae, Streptophyta, Magnoliopsida, Rosales, Rhamnaceae. Bases 277 to 1497 code for a protein of 406 amino acids. The record is from RefSeq and is a predicted model, not a curated record. The transcript is spliced from 6 exons.